Molecule: messenger RNA, 918 nt
Organism: Coffea arabica (coffee)
Lineage: Eukaryota; Viridiplantae; Streptophyta; Magnoliopsida; Gentianales; Rubiaceae
Source: RefSeq, a predicted model, not a curated record
AUGGCCAUUUCCUCAUCAUCUAUAGAGACCAUUGAUGGAGGAAAUAGCACAUUAUCACCACUUAGGGAUGUAUUCAUUGCUGAUGGACAACUAAUAUCUGGAGUAGUGGGGGCGCAUUAUUAUGUGGCCCCUGAGGUAGUAGCUGGUGGACAUUAUGAUGAAAAGGGUGAUGUGUGGAGUGCUGGUGUGAUCUUGUACAUAAUGCUGGCUGGAUUUUCAUCAUUCUCUGGUGAUUCAGCCCCAGAGAUUUUCGAGGCGUUCUCAGGGCAAAUAGGGAAAGAGAGACGUAUAACAUUAUGGAGUGCUAGUAUGAGUUUAAACAUUAUGCAUCUACAAGGCCCCAAAGUCCUUCAGAUAUAUUCUGUUAGAGAUAUAGGUAAGAGCAAUAUGGCUGAGAGUUUAGAAAAUUCGAGUAAUAGGUGCCUGCUGAGAUUCAACCUUACUGAUGACCAAACUGAAAUAGUUGCCGUAGAGUAUUCUCAUCUGUCAUCAAUUCCAGAUGACGUAGUGCCUGGCACUAAGGCAAGCUUUUUUGAAGGAAGAACCCAAAAUGUCAAACUCCCAAAAUUUUUCUUGGCUGUCGGCCCGCCACCACCUUUGUCUUUGUCAUCGUCAUCGUCAUCGUCGUCCGGGGACGGUUUGAAGGAGACGGAGGAGGUGAAGGAAGAGGACUUGCAGAAAAUACCUUACCUCAAAGCAGUGGAGUUGGAGGGUUAUGUAGUUCCCAAGAAUGCUACUGUGAAUUUCAUGGUGGCUGAGAUGGGUUGGGACCCAAAGGUGUGGGAAAGUCCUAUGGAAUUCAGGCCUGAGAGAUUUUUAGAGGAAAAAAUGGCCGGGGACAAUAGCGAAGGUCAGCUGUUCGAUGUUACUGGGAGUAAAGAGAUAAAGAUGAUGCCAUUUGGCGCUGGGCUAAUUUGA